AUGAUAACCGAUGGCUUCCUACAUUGGACACUUGACUCUGCCCAGAAGUUCAGUAUCCCAAGGCUUGUUUUCUAUGGUACAGGCAUUUAUGCCACGACUUUGGUUCAAGUUGUAGGCCCGACUUCUCUGCUCCAACGAGGAAAAUCAGACACUGAAGAAAUCAGUUUUCCUGGGGAUGAUUUUCCAUGGAUCAAGUUCACAAGAAAUGACUUUGACCCAAAAAUUGCCUAUCCAGAACGUGAUACUGAGUACUUCCAACUUGUCUUGGAGCAUGGCAGAGCAACAAUGCAUAGCUAUGGCCUUCUCGUCAACAGCUUCUACGAGCUUGAGUCCAUUUUCCUGGACUAUUGGAACAAAAAAUGUGUCCCCAGAGCAUGGUCAAUUGGACCUCUCUGCCUAGCUGCCCAGCCGUCAAAAGCAGCCGGCCAGAAACCUUCGUGGAUUCAGUGGCUAGACGAAAAACUACCACAGAAGAAUCCUGUUUUAUACAUUUCGUUUGGAUCACAGGCAGAGAUAUCUAAGGAGCAAUUGGAGGAGGUUAAAAUCGCAUUGGAGAAAUCAGGAGUGAACUUUCUGUGGAUAGUUAGAGGAAAUGAUCAGUCAGACUCGAGUGAUGGUUUUGAAAACAGAGUCAAAGACCGGGGAAUAGUAGUAAAAGAGUGGAUUGAUCAGAGACAAAUUCUUGAUCACAAAAGUGUUCAGGGAUUUCUAAGUCACUGUGGAUGGAACUCCACCAGGGUGAAGACUUGUGACGGGACCUUGAAUGGUUUGGUUAAAUGGGAGACUUUGAAAAUGGCUGUAAAAGAAUUGAUGGAAGAAGAGUCUGGAAAAGAGGUGAGGAAGAAUGCGAAGGAAGUUGGUGAAAUUGCCAUCAAAGCUAUGGAAGAGGGUGGAUCAUCUAGGAGCUCAUUGAGUCAGGUCAUGAAUGAGUUGUCAGAUUUGCAGGCAAAAAGAAUUGCAUGA
Molecule: messenger RNA, 963 nt
Organism: Coffea eugenioides
Lineage: Eukaryota; Viridiplantae; Streptophyta; Magnoliopsida; Gentianales; Rubiaceae
Product: UDP-glycosyltransferase 90A1-like
Exons: 2
Coding region: 1-963 (320 amino acids)
Molecular function (GO): UDP-glycosyltransferase activity
Source: RefSeq, a predicted model, not a curated record